UGCACAAUGGAGAUCUACAAAUCAGUUGCAUCUUUAGAGACAAUAUUGUGCCUUUUGGUCACAUUCUCUGUACAAGAAAUUUGCCACCAUGACAAAGGGGGCCACAUCACAGGUUACGAAGGACAAAUACAAGAAGGCCACAGUCUGCACUGUUGUGGAAGUCAAACUUACAACAUUUCAGGAAGUUCUUGCUGUAAUGGUAAGAUAACACCAGGAUUAAGCCAGUUGGUGGCUGACUGCUGUGAAUCUGUAGCCUACAAUCCUCUAAAUAAGAUUUGCUGUAAUGGCCGUAUUCAGACUCGAAACAGUGCUCAAGAUAAGUGCUGUGGCUCAGAAAUUUACCUAAUGAAGACUCAUUUGUGUUGUGUUGACACUAUAUUCGAACUGGGGGAAAAUCUUUUCUGUUGUGGCAACAAUUUAUAUAACAGGGAAACCCACUGCUGCUGUACUUCAGACUCUAACGAUCUACAAGUGAAGCCCAAGCCCGAAACUUGCUGUUCAAAUCUGGCAGAUGUACUGUCCACUGAGAACAGUUUCACAAAGAAAAGUGCUGGUUCUGAAUUGACACAAAGCCAGCAACAAUUCCUCUCCGCCUUUGUAAGCCUGCCCACCAAAGUCUCAGACAUGAUGUGUGCAUCAAAGGCCUACAAUCCACAAGAGAGUAUUUGUUGCUCAGGGAACCUGUAUAGGAAGUCAUCAGCAAUUAUAAAGUGCUGUGGUAAAUAUCGCUACAGUCUAUUAGAUGAGACGGUGCUGUGCUGCAAUGGAAUCCUUCAUCACAAUUUACCUGAACAGUCAGUGUGUGUUGGAGGUGUUGUAUAUACUCCUGGAGAGACUGCCUGCCAACUGUAUGUCCGUCCUCGUCUUGGUGAACACUGUUGUGGUGUAAAAACCUUAAAUCCUGAAAUUCACAUUUGCUGUAAUGGACACAGGCACAACAAGACAAAUGGUACCUUCUGUUGUGGCUCAGAAGCCUAUGACCCAAAUGACAAGUCCUUGAGGUGUUGCUCGGGUCACCUCUACAUCACCCGUUUAGGUGGGAAAGCAGAGUGCUGUGGAACCCUCUUGCUGGAAGAUAAUACAAAUCAAACUUGUUGUUCUUCCACAAGCCAUGCCAUGCUUUAUGAAACCCAACCAAAACACAUGUGUUGUGGGAAUUAUUACUACAACACGUCCCUGUGGAGUUGCUGCGCAGGACAUCUUAAACCAACACCAAAGACUGAUGCAUCUGAUACAGAGCAGAGCCUUAAGCCACUAAUGGAGUUGAUCCCUGACAUAUGCAGUAAAAAAGUGCUCUUUGGAAAAGUGGAGAGUGUUGCACUUAACAGUUCUCAGCGUAACAUCGUGUUGAGAGUUAUUGUGAGGAUCCAUGUGAAUUCGUCUGAAGUCUUUAAAGACCCUUUGCUUAAUGUGUCACUGGAUCACUGCAGUUCUCCUGCCCUAGAGCAUGGAAUGACCUACCUCUGGGAGAUAAACAACAGUGUAUACAAGCCUCUCUCUCAUCCUAUUGACCUAAACUCAGACAUUUACAUGCUCUUUACUAUGUUACAGUUAUAUGAGGGUUGCAGUCAAAAAUAGCAAUAAGUAUUAAGGUAUAUUUCCAGUAAUUUCAUAACAAAUUUGUGUUGGUUUUCAUAAUACUUAGAUUUAUGUCCUGACAAGAACCUUAAUCUUUCAUUAAUGGUAAUGGUACAUUGAAAGAUUCAUUUGAAUUUGAUGUUUAAAAGCUAAAACCUCCUUAUUUCAGAAAGAUAGGUUGUGUAAUCUGUUACGUAGCAUUAGGACAUCUGUUAUACUUUACACACCAAUAACAUCUGCAGAGGCUUUACAUAUACAGUAGUAGUUAUAUAUGGACCUCCCAAGAACAGAUUAAUCCUGUUUGGAGCGAUGUAUUAAGCUAGUCUAUUUGAUCAAUCAUGUAAUUUUGAUGACUUUUUAGCUACUCUUCGAAUGUGACCACAUAGAAAAUAAUUGUUCUCCUGUUCCAUAUUGAGUUCCCUUGAAGAUUUAUUUUGUUUAAUUGAUGUGCAGUGUUAAAUCCUUUAACAAUGCAUGGCCUAAUACAUGUUUUUAUCAAGUGCUGUGUUUUGAUAAUUCAUCAGUCUCAGGUCUGUUCCAAUGUACUGUUUCAUGUUUUGAUGUUUUUAAGUGUUUCAUAGUUCUUUAUAAGAUACAGGUGUUUUUAAAAUUGCUUUUAGUUUGAUCAGUUUUGCCAUUUAAAGGACUUAAUUGUUCAUAAAAGCAAAAAAUUGACUUUAUCUUAAUUCAUGAUUUAAAAGAAAGCAGGUGUUUCUUAAUGUUUUGUGUAUUUUUGUGUAAUGCUCAACUAUAAGCUUGUUGCAGUUAUGCAUUUCUUUUCAUUCCGAUUGAUUGAUUGAUCGAUUGGUUCGUAACUAUUUGCCAAACAUUGUAUUUUGUACUAGUAUAUCAUCAACUUGGAAACUUCUUUAAGCUUCUCUCAUCUGUUCUGUACUGUUCCAUUUUCAUGUCUUAAAUACAACUGAAGCUUAUCACACAACUUUCAUAUUCAUUGUUGUGUUAUGUGAAGCGGUGUAUUAUAUAAUUGCAGACAUGAAAUGAUACAAAAGUUACAUAAUAUUUUGACAUUUGUGAAUACAUAUGAAAACUAUUGUUUUUAGAUAAAACGUUU
This is a messenger RNA of Myxocyprinus asiaticus (Chinese sucker), 2650 nucleotides long. Its product is annotated as galaxin-like. The coding region runs from base 7 to 1578 and encodes 523 amino acids. Lineage: Eukaryota; Metazoa; Chordata; Actinopteri; Cypriniformes; Catostomidae. The transcript has 12 exons. The record is from RefSeq and is a predicted model, not a curated record.